This is a messenger RNA of Emiliania huxleyi CCMP1516, 930 nucleotides long. RefSeq lists its product as hypothetical. The record is from RefSeq and is a predicted model, not a curated record. The transcript has 2 exons. Lineage: Eukaryota; Haptophyta; Isochrysidales; Noelaerhabdaceae. Bases 13 to 930 code for a protein of 305 amino acids.
CUCAACUCGGAGAUGAUUCGCCGGCCCGCGCCUCCCCUUCCGACGCCGCCGCCGUCGCCGCCGUCACUGCCGCCGCCGACGCCGCCGCCGUCGCGACCACCGUCGCCGCCGCCGCCACCGUCGCCGCCGCCGCCGCCGUCGCCGCCACCUUCGCCACCUCCGCCGCCGUCGCCGUCGCCGCCGCCGCCGCCGCCACCUCUGUCACCGUCGCCGUCGCCGCCGCCGCCGCCGCCACCUCCGCCGCCGUCGCCGUCGCCGCCGACGCCGUCCCCGCCGCCGCUUCCACCGCCGCCGUCGCGUCCGCCGAGUCCGCCUCCCAACCGCUGCCUCGAGGCGCAGCUCCUGCAGGCGCCCGCCGCCGACUUUGGGCCGUGCUCGCACCUGCGUCUCGCGGAGCUGCGGCGGCAGUCGCUCCGGGGUGCGUCCUUUGACGGCGUGGACAUGCGCGGCGCGCUCCUGGACGGCGCCGAUCUGCGCGGGGCGAGCAUGCGCAGCGCAGUGAUGGCGGGCGCGUCUGCCAGGGGCGCGCGGCUAGAAGGCGCCGUCAUGGUGAGCUCGAGCCUCUCGCACGCCAACUUCUCGCGCGCCAGCCUGCGCGGGGCCGACCUGACGAUGGCGGCGGGCGAAGGCGCGAGCUUCGAGGCCGCGGACCUCUCCGACGCCUCCCUGCUCGUGGCGACGCUGCGCCGCGGGCUGUGGGCGGGCGCGGACUUGCAGCGCGCCAAGCUCGCGCACGCGGACCUGUCGCACGGCGACUUCCGGUCCGCCGACUUCCGCGGCGCCGUCCUUACCGAUGCGUCCUUCCGUUCGGCCAAUGUGGAGGCGGCCGACUUUCGAGGCGCCAUCGACACGCACCGGGCGCACUGGGAGGGGGCGGUCGGCAGUCCGAUCGGCAUCGAGCUCGACAUGUUCCUGCACGUCGGGCUCUGA